AUGAAGAGGCUUUACGGUACGACAUCUCUCGAUGUACUGGAGGGUGCCGGUUUCGAGCCGGUGCUGAACGCUCAAGGCGAGCAGAUUGCGGCUGCUGAUCGGUCGUUGACAGAGGCCGCCUUGCAGCAGGUGCAACAAGGCAUCCGAAACCUGUCCGCUGUGCUGGCCAGCAGUGCCUGCAGAGGUCGCGGAGGAAACGGCCCUUGGGCAUACGGCGGUGGCGGCGCCGCCGAGAAGGAAGAGGCCCCCCCCAAAAAACCGAUGAGGCGCGCGCGCGAGAAGAGUUCCCGCGGUGACGCCAAGCCUGUCAACUGCCUUCAGACGGGAGACUUGGUGUUGGUCGACGGCGAUCUUGCGGCGGGCAAAACCAAUAACUUGGAGGUAGAUAAGAUUCUCCAGCACUUUUUUCCACCGAAAACGGUUCUGCGCUGCCACACCUUUCCGCAGCUCUUUCGUUCGUCAGUAGCUGAGAUUGAGAAGUUGGUGGAGGACAAAGAAUCGGAGUUUCUUCCCGAUCGUCUUACGACACCACUGGAUUGCAGGUACUCUGCACACGGGCGACAAAAGCCCAACCCGACUCCAGGUGUUUCGACUCCGCGCCCUCCGACGCUGUACAGAAGGAUCUCCGCAGGAAACUAG
Molecule: messenger RNA, 639 nt
Organism: Leptomonas pyrrhocoris
Lineage: Eukaryota; Euglenozoa; Kinetoplastea; Trypanosomatida; Trypanosomatidae
Exons: 1
Coding region: 1-639 (212 amino acids)
Source: RefSeq, a predicted model, not a curated record